Molecule: messenger RNA, 471 nt
Organism: Rotaria sordida
Lineage: Eukaryota; Metazoa; Rotifera; Eurotatoria; Philodinida; Philodinidae
Source: the annotation of a GenBank genome assembly
AUGAUGAGUAUUAGUAAUCAUACACGGUACCUUGGUCAAAAGAAUCUAUCUGGCAAACCACAUGGUUAUGGAAUUUUAACAUUUAGCGAUGGACGACAGUAUGAUGGUCGUUUCUAUGAAGGAAAAUAUCAUGGGAAAGGUACUUUUAUAGGCUUAAACGGUGUUAAAUAUGUUGGAGAGUGGCAAAACGAUAAAUUUCAUGGAGAAGGGAUUAUCACGCAUGCUAAUGGUACAACCUACGAUGGCGAAUUUCAAAGCCAUCAAAAGCAUGGCUAUGGUGCACUGACAGGUCCUAAUGGUGAAGUUUAUUAUUGUGGCCAAUGGGAAAAUAAUAAGCCAGUGAAAAAGCCUCCUCCGACAUGGGACAAAUAUGUCAUUGAGAUUAAUUCUCUGUUGAUCGACCUGACAAAUCUGGGAGAACAGUAUUUUGUUUAUGCAUUAACAAAACUAGCUAAUGUUGAAAGUGAUUAA